Megalops cyprinoides (Indo-Pacific tarpon) is the source of this 1449-nucleotide messenger RNA. It is a transcript of the gene nek12, whose product is annotated as NIMA-related kinase 12. Bases 1 to 1449 code for a protein of 482 amino acids. The record is from RefSeq and is a predicted model, not a curated record. Gene Ontology annotation, molecular function: protein kinase activity; ATP binding. The transcript has 4 exons. Gene Ontology annotation, biological process: protein phosphorylation. Lineage: Eukaryota; Metazoa; Chordata; Actinopteri; Elopiformes; Megalopidae.
AUGGAUAUGUACGAGAACGUUCUCUCGAUUGGGAGGGGAGCAAGUUCAGUUGUGUUUCUUAUGAAACACAAAGAAUCCAAGAAGUUGUGUGCCGUCAAAAGGAUACAGAUUGUCAACUCUCGAAAAAGCAGGACCAAAGAGGCUGUUCUGCAAGAAGCUGAAAUAUUGAGGAAACUCAAACACCCGCACAUUGUUGCGUGCAACAAUACUUUCUUUGACCAAAAAGAUGAAGUAAUCUUUAUUGUGAUGGAUUAUUGUGACGGCGGGACAUUGGAUGAUCGGGUCAAGGAUAGAAAGGAGGAAGAAUAUUUUACAGAACACGUCGUCAUGGGUUGGUUUGUACAGGUCGCCAUGGCGGUGAAUUACAUACAUUCUACAAAAAUCCUUCACAGGGACAUUAAGACCUCCAACGUCUUUUUAACAAAAAGAGGAGUGGUGAAACUGGGGGAUUUUGGAAUAUCAAAAGUAAUGAAAAACACACUGGAUAUGGCCAGCACUUGUGUUGGAACGCCAAGCUACAUGAGUCCAGAACUUUGUCAGGACGUCCCAUAUAGCUCCAAAUCUGACAUAUGGGCCCUUGGAUGCUUGCUGUUUGAGAUAUGUGCUCUCAGACCACCUUUUGAUGCUAAGAACCUCAUUAGUUUGUUUUACAAGAUUGUCAAAGGGGAAUAUGGCAAAGUCCCAGAGGUGUACUCUGAAAAUCUGCUCAUUUUGAUUAAAAAGAUGCUUUCCUUAAGUCCAGAAGACCGUCCCAGUGCUAGUGGCAUCCUGAACAUGGUUUACGUGCAAGAGCACCUUGGAGAGUUCAUUAGGCAGCAAGAGACCCAGCUGACAAAAUGCAACUCUGUUUCCAGACAUGGAUCCAAAAGUGACGGCAUCAGUAGGGAUAUGCCUGCUGUGGGACAUUGGACCAGGACCAUGGAUGUCCUGCAGAGCGAUGGGAGAGAGGAAGAUGGCAGCGAAGAUGGGAAAUCUGACUACUCUGAAGAUUUUGAGGAGCAGGACAGCUUGUCUUCCAUAGAGGAGAAUAUUGUCGGUGAGGCCUCGGCUAUGGUCAGUGUUCACAGUGGGGAAGUGUCAGAAGAACUGGAAGCUACUCGAGACGAGGUGGACCUGAGUGAGUAUCCUGACGACUUUGAGGAGCCUGAUGACGAGGUCCUGGCAGAGGUGGUGUGCAGCGCCAAGAGUGCCAUGGAGGUGACAGCGGAGGAUGACAUGUUCGAGGAGGAGGCACAGCAGAGGGAAGGUGGUGGAUUGUCUGCCACUAUAAAAACCCUGCGAGAGAAGUGUGUGGAGGAUGUUGGACACACACUAUAUGAAGAGAUCAGUUCACACUUCCUUAAUGGUCUUACUCCAGAUGACUUGCAACCACACUUCAAACAUCGGUUGGGUCCAGACCACCUCGAAACCUGCUAUCUCAUAUUCAAUAUUGACAAAGAAGCACCAUAA